AUGCACCCCAUGCUGUACUACCGGGGCGCGCCCCCAUUGACCGACGACGAUGCCAGUAGCGAUCCUCCAUCUACUCGCUCCUCCAACGACGCCCCAGAGCAUGCCGCCCAUGUGCGCUCCCGGUCGACCGCGCACGUACAAAGCAGCCCGAAACGCCUUUCGGUCUUUGGGAGCCGCUCAAGAAGCAACACCACCUCCACUACCUCUGAGCGCCGUUCGCCAAACAACUCCAUGACUUCCUCCGAGGGCUCCUCUGGCUUCCCCCCGGAUGAACGCACCGCCUCUGCAACGGGCACGCGCCCCGACUACCAGCACCACCGGACAUCGCGGUCAUUCCUGGCCCGCUCGAGUCGCAUCCUCCGCCGCCAGGGCAGCAAAGUCAACAUCGUUGCUACGCUGGACGAGGAAGAAGAGAUGGGACACAUGCACGAGAGGACCGAAUCGCAUCACCGUCUCCACCGUCAACGGCGUAUGAAUCACCAUGAGCACAUGAAGAGCCUCAUUUCCGACCCAUUCGACUUCCAUCACCUCACCCACACGAGCCCGGCACAGUUCCCGUCCCUGGAUCAAACCCGAGAAAACGAUCUGAUCACUGAGUUCUCGGUCAUCCGCGCGUCUCAGCGCGCACAAACAGAUCUCAAGGGCAUUCAUGCCGAAGACAUUCAUUUCCGCAACUUUUCUUCAGACGAAUUGACCGCGUACGGCACGGCAACUACUGUGGACGCCGUGGCUCGCAGCCCGCCAGGUUCCCCUGAGGUCGGCAGAACCAGCCCAUACCGUGGGGGCCAUACGCGGAGGGAAUCUCGCGUCAAUGAGAACUUCUCGCGACCAGUCUCGAGAUAUCCCCGAUCUUGUCCCACCACACCACCACCUGCGGUUGCCCUUGACCUGCCUCCAGCCACUGAGGAAGUUGAAGAGGAGGAGGAUGACGAAGCCGAGUUUGCACGGCGCGCUAUCGAUGAAGUGCUGGGCCUCGCUUCCGCGAGGACGUACCCGGAGUUCAUUCAGAACGGGGAACCAUCAUCGUACCUAGUAGACGAUAUGACCGUUAGGACCGCAUCCAGCAACAGCCACUACGACCUGGCCGAUGUUCCUGAGGAGGAAGAAACAACUCGCAUGUGGGACAGCCCCGAGUCCAGCCUUGGAUACUCCCAUUCUCGCUCGGUCUCCCAUGUGAGUCCACCUGUGGCCGACGCUCACGCACCCAGGAUAGUUGCUCCCAAACAGCCAUUGUCGAUCUUCGUGGCCGAGGAGCUGUCCCGCAAAUUCUCGCAGGCGCUGGGCUCGCCGACCCUACCCGAGAACCAAGUCCCAUCUCGGCGUGAAGAUGUGAACCAGCGGAGGCCGAUCCCCCGCAGCGUGGGCCAGCUCUCGUCCGAGGAUGAAUUGUACGAUUCCUGGGACGCGGACAUCGACUACUGCUACGAGCAUGCGGCCGAGUCCACCUCCAACUUCGAUUGGUCGCGCGUUUCUCUGGAGGAGUCGCAGCGCCAGAAGGUUGGAGGGACGGAAGGUCCGUGGCUGACAGCCCCGUCCAGUCGAUACCUACAACCAAGCCCACUGAGUGAAACCACUCUUGCGACCCCGGAUUUGGCCCCAGCCUCCGCACGCUCCGCACCUUCUCAACAGGCGAUCACGCCGUCUUCAACCGAGUAUGAACCAGACCUCAUGGUCCGGAGUGCGCCGGACUACUUCCACCAACCUGUCAGUUCCUCGAUCCUGCCAUCAGCGCUGGGCAAGCAGAUCACCCAUGAGACGCUGUAUGAGGAUUAUCUGGCAGCUGAUUCGGAAUCAGAUCGGCACUUUCCGUUUCAGGGAAUAAUCGCCUCUGCCGAGCAUCCCGUUUCUUCCCCGCGCAGUAGUUUCUCGCCGAUCAGCAAGUGCAAUUCCCAAGAGAGCUUGAUGCUCUCCCGCGCUGCGUCGAUCGUGCGCAAGCACCGCUCGUCGGUUUCGACGACCAGCGUCCCCGAACUGGUGCAUAGUCUCUCUAACAGCCGUGAGCUGAUGCCGACCAAGCGUACGAGUGCCGGCGAGAUCGUGGUGUGCCCUCCCAGCCGCCCGGACUCAUCCUCCCUCCACCGCCAGACGAAGAGUCUGGCCGAAGCGCACUUCCUGCUGCAGGCAGACAGCAGCCCAUCUGUUGAAGACACCGAUACCACCCCUCCUGCGAUUCAUGAUCGGGCCAAGUCUACCUUCGAGGUUUCUAGGCCCUCCGGCGGACCUCCGAUGGUGCCUGCAAAAAACCCCAAUCGGAAGAAGACCCGCACCACCUCCUACUCUCUUUUCCCUACCGCCAAUGCCAUCUAG
Molecule: messenger RNA, 2307 nt
Organism: Penicillium riverlandense
Lineage: Eukaryota; Fungi; Ascomycota; Eurotiomycetes; Eurotiales; Aspergillaceae
Exons: 2
Coding region: 1-2307 (768 amino acids)
Source: RefSeq, a predicted model, not a curated record